Clonostachys rhizophaga is the source of this 1302-nucleotide messenger RNA. NCBI's taxonomy places the organism in Eukaryota, Fungi, Ascomycota, Sordariomycetes, Hypocreales, Bionectriaceae. The record is from the annotation of a GenBank genome assembly.
AUGUCUCACGAAGAGGAUCUCAUCGACUACUCCGACGAGGAAAUCGGCGGCAACGAGACCGCCGCUGCCUCCAACGGCAAGAAGGGCGACGCCGCUGCCGGCAACAAUGUCGACAAGAAGGGCAGUUACGUCGGCAUUCACUCGACCGGCUUCCGCGACUUUCUGCUGAAGCCUGAAUUGAUUCGAGCCAUCGGCGAUUGCGGUUUCGAGCAUCCAUCGGAGGUUCAGCAAACUUGCAUUCCCCAAGCACUCCUCGGUGGUGAUAUCAUUUGCCAGGCCAAGUCAGGUCUCGGAAAGACUGCUGUCUUCGUCCUGGCCACUCUGCAGCAAAUUGAGCCCGUUAAUGGCGAGGCCUCUGUCGUCGUCAUGUGUCACACUCGUGAGCUGGCCUAUCAGAUUCGCGAUGAGUACAACCGAUUUAGUAAAUACAUGCCCGACAUCAAGACUGGCGUCUUCUACGGCGGUACUCCCAUCAACAAGGACAUUGAAACCAUCAAGAACAAAGAUACCUGCCCCCAUAUCAUUGUCGGUACUCCCGGUCGACUUAAGGCUCUGGUUCGGGACAAGGCACUUCGACUUGGAAGCGUUCGUAUCUUCGUUCUUGACGAGUGCGAUAAGAUGCUUGAGCAACCUGAUAUGCGCACUGACGUGCAGGAUGUCUUCCGCGCCACGCCCCAGCAGAAGCAGGUUAUGAUGUUCUCGGCCACCCUCUCAGACAGCAUCAAGCCUAUCUGCCGCAAGUUCAUGCAGAAUCCCACAGAACACUAUGUUGACGAGGAUACCAAGCUCACGCUCCACGGUCUUCAGCAAUACUACAUCAAGCUCGAGGAGAAUGAGAAGAACAGAAAGCUGAAUGAUCUUCUUGAUGAGCUUCAGUUCAAUCAGGUCAUCAUUUUCGUCAAGAGCACUCGUCGUGCAAACGAGCUCGACAAGCUGCUGCGCGAAUGCAACUUCCCAUCCAUCGCUGUCCACUCGGGUGUCAGCCAAGAGGAACGUAUCCGCCGCUACAAGGAAUUCAAGGAGUUCAAGAAGAGAAUUUGCGUUGCUACUGAUGUUUUCGGCCGUGGUAUUGAUAUUGAACGUAUCAACCUGGCUAUCAACUACGAUCUCACUACCGAAGCCGACUCUUACCUCCACAGAGUUGGUCGUGCCGGCCGUUUCGGUACAAAGGGUUUGGCCAUCUCCUUCGUCAGCAGUGAGGAGGAUGCCAAUGUGCUUAAGGAGAUCGAGAAGCGUUUUGAGGUUGCCCUUCCUGAAUUCCCCAAGGAAGGUGUUGAUGCUAGCACCUACAUGGCAUCUUAA